Molecule: messenger RNA, 1365 nt
Organism: Galleria mellonella (greater wax moth)
Lineage: Eukaryota; Metazoa; Arthropoda; Insecta; Lepidoptera; Pyralidae
Product: arrestin domain-containing protein 5-like
Exons: 7
Coding region: 213-1112 (299 amino acids)
Biological process (GO): protein transport
Cellular component (GO): cytoplasm
Source: RefSeq, a predicted model, not a curated record
UGGUCUACCAUGAAAUGAAAUUCCGAAUUUUCGGGCACAAUUUCGUGUUUUUGUUCCUACCGAAAUCGACCCUGUAAAUGGAGCUUAAAAUUUUGUUUGUCAUAAACCCUACCAUAAAAGUUCAAAGAACCGAUAUUUUAGCAUUUUUAAUAUUUUUAAAUGUGCCAGUUGAGUAAAAGUUGCUAAGUAUAUACAUAUAUAUAAUAAGCGCUAUGCCUUGGAAAACAUGUUCUGUGUUGUUAAACAGUGCGUCCGCUGGGAAUCUCUAUGCAGGUGAUAUAGUGACGGGAUCCGUAAUACUGGAGUUUGAUAAGAAACGGAAAAUUGAAAACAUUAGUUUCCAAGUAUUUGGAUUUAGCAAAGCGCAAUGGACAAGACCAAAACCUACAAUGCCAUAUAUAAAAAUAUAUUCAGAAAAGAGGAAGGUCCUCCAUAUUGAAAUGGACGUGUUCGGUGCGACUUUUGGAAAAAUAAUAUCUCCGGACAUUUACAAUUUUCCAUUUCACUUCGCUUUGCCUGAAGACUUGGCUGCGACAUUCAAAAGUUUCAUUGGAAAGACGUUUUAUUAUAUUAAAAUACAAGCCAAUGGGAGAUGCACAUCUAAAGAAAUUAUACCGUUCGUCAUCCAGAGAAAAGAUAAUUUAAAUCGCAUGGCAGAAUUUUUGAAACCAUUAACAUACACUUUCGAGAAGACGUUUUGGAAUUCAGGAGCGAUUUCGUUGAGUUUUAAAACAUUUAUAGGAUUUGGAUCGAACCAGACUGUGCCUUUCGAAAUUGUUUUUUAUAAUGAGAAAAAAGUUAAAAUACGCGAAGUAAAUAUACUUCUGAUACAAAAACGUCACUAUAGCAUAAAAGAAGCAUUCGCCGAUGAAGAGAAAGUAGUAUGUAAGACUGAAUAUAAAACGUUGUUGAGUAAAAAACACGAGAAAAUCAAAUUGAGUAUGGACGUCCCUUGUUUAACACCUUCCAGUAUCAAAACGAUGGAUCACGUUAUAAAUAUUUCAUACGUUUUGAGAGUGGAGGUAGUAUUUUUAUUUCAUUUUACAUGGUCCGAGGAGGUACCUGUAACACUCGCGAGUGUACCUGUGAAUCAUUAUGAUUUUGACACAUAAAUAAAUAAAUAAAAAAACUGAGUAAUUUUUUUUAAUGCACAUUUUUUCCAUACAUCUCUUAAAACAUCUCUAAGAGCCUGACUGCGGUUGCCAACCCGCCUACCAAGCAUGGCAACUACUGGCAAAACUUCCCUUAUGGGGAAAGCUUAUGUUCAGCAGUGGACACUUAACGGCUGAAGUAAUAAUAAUAAUUUUCUCUGUAUGAAAAUGGAGUUAGAGCACAUGUAUGGUGAGUAUAAGUCAUCACUACUUU